This is a messenger RNA of Conger conger (European conger), 2016 nucleotides long. Its product is annotated as receptor for retinol uptake stra6-like. Gene Ontology annotation, molecular function: retinol transmembrane transporter activity; signaling receptor activity. The transcript is spliced from 17 exons. Gene Ontology annotation, cellular component: plasma membrane. The coding region runs from base 1 to 2016 and encodes 671 amino acids. Gene Ontology annotation, biological process: vitamin A import into cell. The record is from RefSeq and is a predicted model, not a curated record. Lineage: Eukaryota; Metazoa; Chordata; Actinopteri; Anguilliformes; Congridae.
AUGGAUGUACAGCAGGCAAAGAAGAUGGGAAGAGAAGGAACAACUUGCUGCAUGGCCGUGUACCCAGCUAGUUUGAACAGUGUGGAGUACCGGGUCAUUCCGCCAUGUGACCCCACAGCCGAUGACAAGCUGUUCCACAUAUGCAUCUCCGCCGUAUCUCUUGCAGUGCUGCUGAUCCUCAUAGUCUUGGCCAGACAGAGGAACCCAAGCCAUCGGAAAGGUGUUGCAGAUUUAUUCAGCCCAGUAAACUUCCUGGAUCAGACCCAACCGAAGGGCCUGACAGUCGCCGUGCUUGUGAUCCUCUUCUGCAAGCUCUCUGUGGUGGUUCUGUCCCCAAACCCCCUCCCCUUCAUCCAGGACCCUGCUUUCGGGUACAGAGAGUGCUGGAAGAUCCUGGCCCUGUUCUAUUACCCUGCUCUCUACUACCCCCUCCUGGCUUGUGGCACGCUACGUAACACGGUGGCAUGCGUGCUGGGCAGCUUGCUAUCCUGGGCGCACCUGGGGGUCCUUGUCUGGCAGAAGGUCGAUUGCCCCAGGACUCCGGAGAUCUAUAAGUUCUACACCCUGUUGGCCAGCCUGCCUCAGAUCGUAUGCCUGGUGUUCCUCAGCCUCCACUAUCCCCUGCUACUGCUGAAGAGCCGGACAGAAGCCAAUGGUGCUGUGGAGGGUCUUGCCAGCAGCUACUAUAAAGACUAUGUAAAGAAAAUAUUAAAGAAAACCCCCUCCAAAGUCAGCACGGCCAAGCCAAAACUGUCCAAGAGGCUCUCCGAUACUCUGAAUGCAUACAUCUACACUCCAGAGGAAGUGUUCAGGAUUCCCAUUCUGCUGGCCGCCUCUGUGUUCCUGUCCUUCAUUGCCAUCUAUCAGAUGACGCUGUUACUGGUAACUAUGGUUCUACCCACUCUCCACAUCGUCCGUGAAGGGGUGGAUGAAGAUAUCGCCUUCCUCCUGGCUGGCUUCGACAUCCAUUUGUCAGACGACCGGGCAGAGGUUGUCAAGAUCGUGGUCCACUAUAUCUGGUGUGUGGAGGUGUGCUACCUCUCUGCCUUGACGCUAACCUGCCUGAUCAGCCUCGUCAUGCUUAUGCGCUCCAUGGUCUUACACAGGUCAAACCUCAAAGCGCUAUACAGGGGAGACGUAUGUCCUCACAUUUCUAACCAUGUUCACGGCCACCAGAGGGGCUUACAACCCUCACGUCCUGCCCUGGUGUGCUGGAUGGGCUACACCAGCUACCAUGCCGCCUUCAUCUGCAUAGGGAUGGUCAUCCAGAUGAUAGUAUUCUUCAUGUGUAUCCUGUUUGCUGCUUUUCUCCUCAUCAUCCCAAUCCUGCAUGGGCAGAACCUCAUACUCUUCAACAUGCUCAAACGUACAUGGCCCUAUUGGUUGACGUUUUUCUUGGCCUUGGCUGUUCCGCACGUCACCGCCAGACUGGCCUUCAUCAAAAGGGAUGCAGGGACGAGGGACUUAGUCAACAGGAACGCUCUGUUCCUGCUGACCUACCUCCUCUUCCUGGUAAACGUCCUGGUGGGGAUGGUUUUGGGGGCAUGGCGGAUGGUGGUCAGCGCCCUCUACAACAUCGUCCACCUCGGCCGCAUGGACAUCAGCCUGUUGAACCGCGGGGUGGAGCCCUUUGACCCUGGGUAUAGUUGCUAUGUGCAGUAUCUGAGGAUAGAGGUGAGCCAGUCCCACCCGGUGAUGACGGCGUUCUGUGGGAUGUUGCUGCAGUCAGUGAGGAAGGAUUGCGGUGCAGUGAAGAAGUGUGAUGCAGAGGAGGGCAUCCAUCUGGUGGGUCAGGAGAAGUGGAGGACCCGGUCCCUCAGUGCCAGGCGUGCCAAGGCCCGCUGGCUGCUGCUCCUCACCCUGCUGAACAACCCCUCCCUGCUGGGGUCCAGGAAGCCCCUCCACAGACCCGGCUCCGCGGGCCAGCUGAACGGGAUGCUCAGCCACGCGACCCUCGCCACGGAGGCCAACGGGAAAGAUGGCGGAAAAGACCCCGAAACGCCCCCGACCGUCUGA